GUAAACCUGCCAGCCUAGAAUGAUCAGUUUCCAACCCAAUACAGUAGAAGAAACUGAAUUUCGCACACAACAAAUAUCACUUAGCAAUGCCCGACACAUGCCUAUCCACCUCCGUGACGAGGCCUUCAGUAAGUCAUGUGUUUUUCAGUCUGAGUCUCAGAGAACCCCGGUCAUGACAGGUACUCACGAGGAUUUCUUUUCCUCGGUCCAUGUUGUGGCCACAGGUAAAGGGCACUACACAGUAUACCAGCCACAUUUAAGGUAUGCAGAGUCACAAACAAAUGGUCCCACUUGUCAGACCCAGCCCCUCAGGAACUCGGCUUCUACCAGUCAUAUCGACGCAGAUGAGGAAUCCUCAAAGUCAGAAACGGUGAGGAAUUUCAGGCACCAUAUCAGUAACUUGUCAAAAGGAAAAUCUUCAAAUAGGGUAAUGUCAAGUGGCCUAGAGGAAAGAACUUCUCUCAACGUCUCAAAGAAUGAGGUCAGUCAGCCAAGUGGAUUUAGGAGUCUGGUCGAUGUAAGAAGCAAGAAAAUAAAUGAGAGAAUGACAAAUGGAAAGAAUAAAGAUGGCUCUCUGUGUUGUUGUAAAUCCUAUCACAUUCACACAUUCUCCAAAUCAGAGUUUUGUCGGACCUCAGAUAACUGUGAUGUUGAAUUUGAUGCGUCUGUUUCUCAAACACAAUCUGAUCUCAUUGAAGGCAAUGAAAAGCAUUUGAUCAUUUGUAACACUUUCUGGAGGCCUUUUCUGGCAAUGCGUGAAUAUCAAGAUGGAGAUAAUAUUGUACCGUUUAUGUCCCUCUGGCUUGAUGAUGGGAAUCUAAAGGAAUUGCUUCGGGACGGAAUACAGAACACAGUUCUAAGAACAGCCAUAUCGGACCUGACACUGAUGGCAGUAUCAGUUAGCCCUCUACAGCUCCUAAAAUCUCUCAUUGACCUAUCACUUGUGCGUGUGGACAGCUUGUUAGAGGACGGUGCUGGGUUACUGCACCAUGCCUGUUUGUUCCGGAGGUCAGAGAUUAUCCAGUAUCUUGUCCGUGAGGGCGUGUCACCUUCUCUGAAAGACAAACAGGGUAAUACAGCAGACCUGUACUGUUUUUGUAAUGAAAUACGGCGGUCCUUACCUGUGAGGUACCAAACUCAGACUGGUGGAGGGCGAGGGAAUGGGGGAGGCGGAAAAGUCACAGGGGUGUGGGGGUCAUACAGCAGGACACACCUACUACAGCCAAGUAUACAGGACAAGGACGUCAUCUUUACAAUGGCAACCACUGCUGGAUCACUGAUGGAGCUACAAAAAAGAUUACAGAUGUUCGAAUUCAAUGUGAAUACAGAAUGCAACAGUCAUGGUGACUUCAUCAUACAUGUGGCUGUAAGGGGAGGUCUGUGCCAGCUACCACUUCUGAUGCUGCUGGUAAGAAUACAACAGGCAGAUGUAGAGCUUUGUAACUCUAAAGGCAUGACCCCUCUAAUGAUGGCUGCCCAAGCAGGAGAUCCAAUCUUGUGUGAGGUGCUGAUGUGUAUAUUUGGAGCCAGCCCUAACAAGUGUAAUGUUCAUAACGGGAAGACUGCUCUUCACUAUGCUGCUCAGUACAACCACGUAGACACCGUCAGUUGUUUGAUCCGACGUGGAGCUGACUUCAAUCAGGAGGACCACAGUGGGAUGCGUCCUGAUGACCCUGGAACGUGGAGAUAUGGGGAGGACUGUCUCAAUGUCAUUUCUGUACUCAGGGCCCAAAGAUGUGAAAAUCUGAGUCACCUGAACAUAGAGGGUAAACUUCGACCCCAUGAUCUCAAAGAAUCUGAUAUGAGUGUAGUCAACAUAGAUGGGUUGACUCUGCUAAUGUUGGCAGCACUACACAACAGAGUAGACAGCACGAAGGUCAUCCUGGACUUCAACGGCAGCAAAUCAAAAUCUUUCAUUGAUGCUCAGUUUUUUCAGAUGAAAGGUGGUGGUGAGGAAAGCCUCCGGACAGGAAUGACAGCCCUAGCUAUAGCAGCUCACCGGGGCCACACAGUCUGUGUCAGGAUGCUGCUCCAAAGGGGAGCUAACCCUGGGAUUGGUGAUGUGGACGGUUAUCUACCCUUGCACCAUGCUGUAUUACAGAAUCAUGAGGAAGUUCUGGAUGCAAUAUUGAUCCAAGAUCAUUUCCCGUACACGUAUAGUGGAUUAAACCAUGCCUGCACCAUCAGUAAGAAAACAUCUUUAGACAGGAAACUGCGAGAUGCUUGGAAGAUUCGACAAGAGAAAAUUGUCAUGACGGAGUUGAUGUCAUGUGCAAUGAGCGGGAAAGCUGAAGAACUUUAUCGACUCCUUGAAGAUGGAGACAACAUUAAUUCUCAGACUGGUGUUGGCAGCUAUCCUUUAUACCUUGCUGCAGAAAAUGGCCAUUUGGAUGUUGUCGAACUUUUGUGUGAGAGGGGAGCAGAUGUGAGAAAGCGCCAUGUUUCUUCAGGGUCCACAGCUCUUCACAUUGCAGCUGGAAUGGGUAAACUGGACGUUGUCCAAUAUCUCCUCAAGUUCACCACUGUGUCUAGUGAACAGACCCAUGGUUACCCUUGUCACUCUCAUCGUAAACUUGACAUUAAUGCGGUGAAUGCAGAUGGCAAAACUGCUCUACAGCUAGCUGCUGACAAAGGCUACAUGCGAAUUGUGAAGCUGCUGUUAUCACAGGGAGCGACAACGGCAGUGCUCGACUGUAACGGCGCCCUGUUCUCCCUACCCGAGUAUGCAUAUGGCGGAGUGUUUAACGAGAUUGAGUCUCAUCGACACAGACACACUAACGAGGUGAUGAAACUCAUUAGGGACAAGUCCAAAAAGAGGCUACAGCAGCUGCGUAAGAUAUGGAUGCCUCGCUUUGACCACAACCUGCGGGACAGGAAUGGUGACACACCCUUGAUGGUGGCUUGUAAACUAGGUCGUACGGAGGUGGUGUACUUCCUGUUAACAUCGGCUGUGUACAAACAGGAUCACACAGUAGGCUCUGAUAGCAGUUCAGACUACACAUCUGAUGCUGACUCAGGGGUUCUUGACACAGCUACUGUCAUCAGUGGGGCCACAAAGUUAGAAGAUUCUGGAGAAGUGUUUGAGAAAAAAAGUUCAACGUUCCAGAGGAAGAGUUCAGAGUCUGACAGUGGUGAAAUGCGAACCGGGCAAUGGGGUCAGAUGAGUGGAGAAUGUACCCGGCCCACUAGCCGACUAGAAAGCCUUCUGAAUGAUGUGGAGAAGCCAAAAGGCCUGUCUAUCUAUCAUGACGGACUUGUCAGUCAUGUUUGUGCAGUCAACUUGCUUGAUGGUUCUAUGCCGAUUCAUCGGAGCUUGGAAGGGGGAGAUAAUUAUACAAUAGUGGAGAGCUUGCUUCAUGCAGAUGUAACUUGCAUCAAUACUCAGAACACUGCCGGUCUGACACCGCUUCAUCUUGCCUGUAAAUUGGUCAGAAAGAAAUCUCUGGAUAAGCUUCUGACCACAGAUUGUAUUGACAUCAACCUUUUGACCUUAAGUGGUCAGCUUGCUGAAGAGAUAACCAGUAACAAAUCGGUCAUCAAAAUGGUUCAGAAGGCUCGCAAAGGCCAUCCAGUCAGACAAAGGAUGUCAGAUGCUGGCUCUGUUGUGUCGCCACCCUCAUCAGUCUCUGAGGCUGCACGUUACACCUAUCACAAACCACCCAGUACCACAGGUUCUACCGUCAGUCUGGAGAAGGUCCAUGAACGCUUUGAACAACUCAAACAUUCGCACCAACUCAAACAGAGUAAAGAGGAUAGUAAAAAAUAA
Molecule: messenger RNA, 3766 nt
Organism: Mizuhopecten yessoensis (Yesso scallop)
Lineage: Eukaryota; Metazoa; Mollusca; Bivalvia; Pectinida; Pectinidae
Product: ankyrin-2-like
Exons: 23
Coding region: 20-3766 (1248 amino acids)
Cellular component (GO): cytoplasm
Molecular function (GO): protein binding
Source: RefSeq, a predicted model, not a curated record